Macrosteles quadrilineatus (aster leafhopper) is the source of this 596-nucleotide messenger RNA. RefSeq names its product TM2 domain-containing protein DDB_G0277895-like. NCBI's taxonomy places the organism in Eukaryota, Metazoa, Arthropoda, Insecta, Hemiptera, Cicadellidae. The transcript has 3 exons. The coding region runs from base 88 to 501 and encodes 137 amino acids. The record is from RefSeq and is a predicted model, not a curated record.
AAACUAGGAGGGGAUCUUCAGGGUAUAUAAUCCAAGUACCUUCUAGUCCCUUCAUCAGUUCUCCUCCUAAGACCUGACUAUCCUAACAUGGCGUCCUUCAAGAUUGUGUGUGUCCUCGCCCUGAUGGUUGCCGCCGUCCUGGCCGACACCGACCCUGCACCAGCCACCAACGACCGUACCAAGAAGCAGGUCUACAGUGGAUACUACGGCUCUGGAUAUGGAUCAUACCCCUAUUCUGCUGGUGCUUAUCCCUACAACGCACCCUACUCAGCUCCAUACACUGCUCCAUACACUGCUCCAUACACUGCCCCAUACACUGCUCCAUACACUGCGCCAUACACUGCUCCAUACACUGCGCCAUACACUGCACCAUACACAGCACCCUACUCUGCCGCCGCCUACCCCUACACUGCCGCUGCUGCUACUGCCUACCCUUACAGAGCUGCAGCCGGCUACUUGGGUGGAGCCUACCCUUACACCGGAGUUCCUGCAGUCUACUGAUAAUUCAGUAGAAUACCAAUAGAAUUACUUUUUACCUGAAUCUUUCAAAUGUAAAAUGUGCAAUAUUAAUAAUAAACAAGUGCAAUAUUCUUACA